Molecule: messenger RNA, 1829 nt
Organism: Syngnathus typhle (broad-nosed pipefish)
Lineage: Eukaryota; Metazoa; Chordata; Actinopteri; Syngnathiformes; Syngnathidae
Gene: riok1
Product: RIO kinase 1 (yeast)
Exons: 17
Coding region: 140-1756 (538 amino acids)
Biological process (GO): maturation of SSU-rRNA
Cellular component (GO): preribosome, small subunit precursor; cytosol
Molecular function (GO): ATP binding; protein serine/threonine kinase activity
Source: RefSeq, a predicted model, not a curated record
UCGUAAUCACGUGUCCAAUGUCCAGACCCGGAAGUCGGUCGAGCACGCUGUUGCUGUGAUCACAACCCAACGCAACACUAAAUAUUCACACCGAGUUGACUUUACUGAUCUUUGGCAUUAGUUUGACGUUAGUGACGUCAUGGCGGUGGUUGUCGACUCUGUACCUGGACAGUUUGAUGACGUGGAGAACGAGUGCGGCCAAUCCCAAGCGUUGGACGUCCCACGUGAUAUCAAGCGAGCUGGCCUGCAGCAGUACAGCGAUGAUGAUUAUGAUGACGACGUUGAUGAAGAUGCUGAUGACGAGUGGGCGUGGUCGGCCGCAGGAGGGGAUCUAACCAAACGAUUUAACCGCAGUGCCGUUGCUCAGGCUAACAAACAGAAUUUGCCCAAUCACACGCUUCUUACCACGGACAGGUCGCUGAGGAGGUUUGAGCACAAGAUAAACCUGGAUAAGCUCAACCUGUCUGACUCUGUAAUGAACAAAGUGACGACAAAGCAGAAGCAGAAGGACGCCGACACGUACCGCCUGAAGGAUAAAUCGGACCGGGCCACAGUAGAACAGGUUUUAGAUCCUCGGACGCGAAUGAUUCUCUUCAAGAUGUUGACUCGUGGGAUCAUCUCGGAAAUCAAUGGCUGCAUCAGCACGGGGAAAGAGGCCAACGUCUACCACGCCGUCACUUCCGGCGGAGAAGGCCGAGCCAUCAAAAUCUACAAGACAUCCAUCCUGCACUUCAGGGACCGAGACAAAUACGUCAGCGGCGAGUUCAGGUUCCGUCACGGUUACUGCAAAGGCAACCCCAGGAAGAUGGUGCGAACUUGGGCCGAGAAGGAGAUGAGGAACCUGAUCAGGUUGCAGACGGCCGGCAUUCCCAGUCCGGAACCACUGCUGCUGCGGAGCCACGUGCUACUCAUGACCUUCAUCGGCAAAGACGACACGCCCGCCCCGCUGCUGAAGAACGCUGUCCUGUCUGAGUCCAAGGCCCGCGAGCUCUACCUGCAGGUGGUCCACGACAUGAGGAACAUGUUCCAGCGGGCCAGGCUGGUUCACGCCGACCUCAGCGAGUUCAACAUGCUAUAUCACCGUGGCGGCGCUUACAUCAUCGACGUGUCGCAGUCGGUAGAACAUGACCACCCGCGUGCGCUGGACUUCCUCCGCAAAGACUGCGGUAACGUCAACGAGUUUUUCGGCAAGCGCGGCGUGGCGGUGAUGACCACGCGAGAGCUUUUUGACUUCAUCACUGACCUGUCCAUAACCUGCGACAACGUGGACCAAUACCUGGAGAAGAUGAUGGUUGUCGCGACCCAGCGGACGGCGGAACAGCGAUCGGAUGCCGACCAAGUGGACGAGGAGGUGUUCAAGAAGGCCUACAUCCCACGAACGCUCACGGAGGUCAGCCACUACGAGCGAGACUUCGACAUGCUCAGGACGGGGGAGGAGGAGACCACCGCGGGCCAGCACAACGACAACGUUCUCUAUCAGACGCUGACGGGACUGAAGAAGGAUCUGUCUGGCGUUCAGAUGGUUCCGGCUCUGUUGGAGGAUGACUGCUUGUCCUCGUCGGAGGGGGAGCAAGAGGAGGUUGACCAAGAUGAGGCGGGCAAGGCCACUCGGACAUCACCCAGCGACAAUGCUGAACCCCUGGACAAAAAGGAGAAGAAGAGGUUGGUGAAAGAAGCUCAGAGAGAAAAGAGGAAGUCUAAAGUUCCAAAACACCUCAAGAAGAGGAAGGAGAAAACCGCUAAGACUAAGAAGUGAAGAUGAGUGUCGGAGCUGGCCCUCGGCGCCCUCAUUCGUUCGGUCCUUCAUUAAACAAAUCUCGAUGAACUCA